AUGGACCCCAAUAACUAUAGACCUAUAUCCGUAUUAUCUGUGGUUGCAAAAUUAUUUGAAAAAGUGAUCUUUGAUCAAACUUAUGAAUUCCUAUGUAAUAACAAUCUUCUCUCAGAUGCCCAAUCUGGUUUUAGGCCUUUGCAUUCCACUUUAACAGCACUGCUAGAUAUCACUGACAAAUGGUAUUCCAAUAUGGACAAUG
Molecule: messenger RNA, 202 nt
Organism: Paramuricea clavata
Lineage: Eukaryota; Metazoa; Cnidaria; Anthozoa; Malacalcyonacea; Plexauridae
Source: the annotation of a GenBank genome assembly